Messenger RNA from Necator americanus (New World hookworm), 792 nucleotides. RefSeq lists its product as uncharacterized. Gene Ontology annotation, molecular function: hexose transmembrane transporter activity. The transcript has 7 exons. NCBI's taxonomy places the organism in Eukaryota, Metazoa, Nematoda, Chromadorea, Rhabditida, Ancylostomatidae. The coding region runs from base 1 to 792 and encodes 263 amino acids. Gene Ontology annotation, biological process: monosaccharide transmembrane transport. The record is from RefSeq and is a predicted model, not a curated record. Gene Ontology annotation, cellular component: membrane.
AUGUUUUUCUAUGGAAUCGCUUACGAUGAUGAUGACGAAGCCAUUCAAGAAUACUGGGACAUGGUUCCUGAGAUGCCCAGUCAAGUGUGCAUCUCGGCCGCUAUCACAAAUUCAAGCAUUCGAAAAGGUAUCCUUCUGGGGAUGGUGGUAAGCGCUAGUCAAAUUUUUUCUGGAAGUAUGGCUUCGAUUUCAUAUUCGACGAGUAUGUUCUCGGCGGUUUCGUUCACAGCAGUACUGAUACCAUUUUUACCAGCGUUAGGUUCGCUUGUAUCAAUCGCUAUGACUAUCCCUGCUUUGAAACUUGUAGAGACGACCACUCGACGAUCUCUUUUGCUCAAAACAUUGACGUUAUGUCUUCUGGCUGAUUGUCUACUGCUGAUUUUCUCCCUGCUUUCCAUAGAUGAAGCUUGGGCUUCGUGGUUAUACUUCAUCAGUUUCUUCAUCUACGGAAUUGGAUAUAAUUUGGGUGCAGGACCAGUUGCAUAUUUCAUUCCUGCCGAACUUGUCCCUGCCGAAGCAGCCAGCGUAUCGCUCGGCGCUGCUGUUGCGGUGAAUUGGAUAAGCUCCAUGAUUACUACACUUCUUUACUAUCCGUUAAAUGAAAGUGUAAAAGGCUGGAGCUACCUUUUAUUCAUUAUUCCUACAUCUAUAUUCCUCAUCGUUCUUUACUUCUUUCUUCCUGAGACCAGAUUCCAACACCAGAGAGAUGUCACAGAGAGUCGUUUGUUGGUGGAUCUUGGACCACCAACACCAUAUGGAACGUUCGGAGAAGACGAGAUUGAUUUGUUUUGA